CUGGAUCUGGCACUGGCAGCAGCGCUGGGAGUUACACUGGGUCUGGCACUGGGAGUUACACUGGGUCUGGCACUGGCAGUAGCGCUGGGAGUUACACUGGGUCUGGCACUGGGAGUUACACUGGGUCUGGCACUGGCCUCGGUGCUGCUGAUGCCCCAAUAGCGAGAAGCUGCAUCCAGUCGCUGAAAGGGAUUGGCGGUGGCGGCUGCUCCCGGCUCCGGUUCAGGGAGGAUGCUGUCGGUUUGUCGGAGAAUGAGAGCCCGAACGUGGAGGCUGCUGCUUUCCUGCCCGUUCUCCAGGGGCUUGCAGAAGCGUCUCCCUGGUUUUAAAGUGAAGUACCUAUUCUUGCUGUGGUUAGGAAUCCUCCUGGGCGGUUGGGUACUUUACUUGCACUACUCGUCCUACUCAGAAUUAUGCCGUGGUCACAUCUGUCAGAUGAUAAUUAGUUUAAUUUUAUCUCCCCAGUGUGAUCGCUAUAAGAAAGGCAUCAUUUCUGGCUCUGCCUGCAAGGACUUGUGUGAGGAAAAAACGCUGCUGUUCCAACAGUGUUUGUCGUCGAGUCCAGUGCAUCAGGUUUAUGGGGGAGUCUGGAGAAAUAAAGAGGUCAUUAUCAAAUGUGGAAUAGAAGAAGCCUUCAGAGUAGAUCUCAAUUCUGAGACAUUACCUCGGAAGGAUCUUGUACUGUUUGACAAACCAACUAGAGGGACCUCAAUGGACGAAUUCAAGGAGAUGGUGCUGACAUUCUUGAAGUCUAGUCUUGGAGAUCAGCAAUCACUUGGAAAUCUUGUCAACAGAAUAAUCAGCAUGGCAGAUAUCAACCAGGACAACAAGGUGUCCUUAGCUGAAGCAAAGUCUAUCUGGGCAUUGCUUCAGCUCAAUGAGUUUUUGUUGAUUAUUUCACUGCAUGAAAAGGAGCAUACAGCGCAGUUGCUGGGCUACUGUGGAGAUCUGUAUAUCACUGAGAAGAUCCCAUACCACUCACUUUACAGCCUCAAGCUGCCACGUUUCCUUGAAGUAGUUUUGCCCUCGAUAGUACGGACGAGCCUAAACCAAUGGUUUGCUCCAGCAUGGCCACAGAGAGCAGAAAUUACCAUUGGCCUCUUGGAAUUUGUGGAGGAAAUUUUUCAUGGCACUUAUGGGAGCUUUUACAUCUGUGACACGGACCCAGGUAACAUUGGCUACAAUGACAAGUAUGAUUUUAAGAUGGUGAACUUAAGGAUGAUGGUGACAGAAAUGACUCUUAAAGGAUUCUAUAAAGGACGCUACUGUGAGCAUAACACAGACUGCACACAUGGGAAAGACUGCACAGCAACUUGUGACAAACUAGUGAAGCAAUGCAAUACUGAACUGAUACAACCAAAUCUGGCCAAGAUUUGUGGCUUAUUACAGGAGUAUUUGUUGUAUGGGGCACCCAUCAAUUUCAGAGAUGAAUUACAAAAACAACUCCAGAUCUGCAUGAGACUGAAUGGGUUGGCGAGGCAGAUGGAGGUUCAUCAUUCUUUGCUGUUAAACAACAUCAAAACUCUUCUUUGGAAAAAGAUUUCAAACUCUAAAUAUUCAUAAAGGAAUAUUGUGUUAUAUCUGGAGAUUCUGUCUAAUGUAAUUUAUGUAUUGUAUCUACUGUAUCAACAGCCGGAAGUGAAGUUCUGGGCAAGCAAUUGUGGGACUAGUGAAUCAACUUAUAAUAACCUGUUAAUGCCAUGUCAAACCAUAAGCCUGGUUUGCAAACAUGAUUAAAGGUGAAAUACAGGAAUCAUGUAACAAGAAACAUUCUGUUCAUUUAAUUGUCAUGUUUCACUGGACUUAGACAAAAACCCUCUUGUGUCUCAAUGGUUCCACUGAACCAUUCAGUGGAAUCUCAUCCAUAAGAGACACAGCAGGUUCUUCAUCCUCUCCCUCAACAAUUCCCUUGGUAUUUGGCAACUCUCGCCAAUUCCCUCCAACAACUCCUCCUCUAGCAAUCCCCUCAGUCUCCAGCAACUCCCUCUUUCUCUACCUCCAGCAACUCUCACCAUCUCGGUCAACGCUUUCCCCUCCAGCAACCUCUUCAGCUUACAGCAUCUCCCUCUCCCUCUCUCUCCAUCAAUUUCCUCUUCUCCAGCAAUGUCCUCUCCCUCCUACAGCUCCCUCACCUUUCAGCAACUCUCUCACCACUCAGUGAAUUGUGUUGCAGAGAGCAGGCUUGGACACAAAUACCAAACUCUAUGUUUCUGUCUUCGUCGUGCUCUAGUGCUUCCUUCACCCUCAUGUAAUCACAAAAUUCAAAUUAUAAUUUCCUACACAUUGAUGCCUAAUUUUCCAAUCUCUUGCAUAAAUACAAUGCCACGCAUACACCUUUGAUCUAUAUCACACCAACUCCCUCUUGAACUCUCUUUUUCUCUCUCAUGCCAAACCUGGCCUCUCUUUCUCACCAACUGCAACGAUCUCCUGAACUGCCACAUUCUCUCACAUUUCUUAAUUUCCUGUUUUAGCUGCCCCCAAUUUUAAUAUUUACCCUAUUCAAUCUUUUCCAAACUUGCUUAAUUGAAGUUAUAUUGUAUUCUCUGUUCUGUUAAACACUGGUCCCAUGUGUGAGUUUGUCAAUUUGUUCACUAUUUGUCAAUUUAUCUGCAUUCUUUAAAAAUCUGAAUUAGGAAAAAAAAGUGGGCAAGCAAAAUAUAGACACUGUGGAAACAGUUCCUGUUAUGUUCAAAACUUGCAUCUAUGUCUCACACUUUAAUAUAGAAAACUCUCAUGUAAUUUCAGAUACAUAAUGAAUAAUAACCAAUUCUAAAAUGAACCAAAGGAAGCAACAAAGUGAUUGAUAUAUCUAACAGAAUGUACAGGCUGGGAUUCUCCACUUAACAUCUUUCUCCUCAAGUCGUUUGCACUUUGUUGCAAUCUGCUGCCCAAGACUUAGUCACGUACAGUUUGCAGAUUCAAUAUUCAAACAAACACAUCUCAUUCAGUAACAAACUAAACAAAUGUAACUUUCUAUCCAAACUGUAAACACUUAUUCAUUUCAUAUAUUCUAACAGAGAGGUGUGUCAUAAACUGCAUAUUUUAAUUUUAGCUGAAAUUAAUGGCAGGGAUUUUUGGAAAGAGAAAUAUCUUGAAAGGGCAUCAUUGAUCAGGUCAGCUCUAGCUGCUGCUUAAACUGGAGCUUGGGAAGUGAGGCCUCAUGCUUUGUUGCUGAGAGUAAUGGCUAAGGAACUCACUUCCACAGGAGUAGUUAAGGCAAAUCAUACAACUGUACCACAAAACAGAAGGAAAUUCUGACCAUUCGGUCUGGCUGUACCAAAGAACAAUUUAGUUAGUUCUAUUCCAUCAUUUCUCUAUGCUUUUGAAGGUUUUUUUUUCUCCUUUUAUUAUUUUCCUGUGGAAGGCUACUAAUAAAUCUGUAUCCAGCACAAUAUUUUAGGCAUUGCAUUCCAAACACUAACCAGUUACGUACUUAGAGAAACAUGAGUGAGAAGAAUAUAUGGGGCAAAGUAGUUUUGGCUUGAAGACAAAUCAGUUGAGACUUGUAUGUGUUAUAGACAAGACCACACCCCCUCAAAAUAUUUUAAGAAGAUAGCCUAGACCCAA
Messenger RNA from Chiloscyllium plagiosum (whitespotted bambooshark), 3567 nucleotides. RefSeq names its product divergent protein kinase domain 1B (gene dipk1b). NCBI's taxonomy places the organism in Eukaryota, Metazoa, Chordata, Chondrichthyes, Orectolobiformes, Hemiscylliidae. The record is from RefSeq and is a predicted model, not a curated record.